Molecule: messenger RNA, 1353 nt
Organism: Sphenostylis stenocarpa
Lineage: Eukaryota; Viridiplantae; Streptophyta; Magnoliopsida; Fabales; Fabaceae
Source: the annotation of a GenBank genome assembly
AUGUUAUGCCACUACGCAACAUUACCUUCCACUUCAGUUCUCAUUCUUCUAUUCUAUCUUCUACAAAAUACUACAAACCUUAACCAAAUCAAAGGGAAGAGACUCAUCAUCACCUUUCUAAAACAAAUGAUGAAAUGGGGAGCAAGAAAACAUUCUUCAGCUUCCUCUUCUUCUUCUCCUGGCUCUUCUUUCGUUUCCCAUGCAUCUCCUUUCUCUUGGCUCUCCAUGUUCAAGAAUAUGAGAAUCAAUUCAGACCCAAGUGCUGCAAAAAUGAAGCACAAGGCAAAGCCGAGUGGUUCACCACAAUAUUUUUGUGAGACUGGAGAUACAUGUUGUGUAAAGGAUGAUGGUGAUUUAUGUAGACAGCCUUUAGAUGAAGAGAGUGGUGAUGAUAAGAAGAAUGAAGAUAUUGAUGAGAGUGACUUUCCCUUCUCAAGUUGCCUUGGUGGUAGAAGGGAUGCUAAGAAACAUGGAAAGAAAGCCACACUCAAGUUAAAGGCGAGGGAUAUUGGUCAAGCAGAAGAAAGAAAGUUGUUGAAUGAUGGGAAGCCUUCAAAGGAGAUGGAUGAGUACAAUAGAGGAAAGGAAUAUGAAAACUUAAGGAAGAGAUUUGAAAGGAAAGCACAAGAGGCUUUUCAAGAGCAACUCCUCACAUUAGAAACAGAAAUUGAGGAAGUUGAGUUUGGAUCCAGUAAAGCAGUGGAAAAAGAUGCGUUACAGUUUGAAUCACCCAGAACAAUUUGCACCCCAAGAACACGUGCUUUUUCCUCUUCAGCAGGUUCAAGGAAUCCUAUCCUUGGGAAUAUUAUAGAAAAAUUUGAGAAAACUGAAAGGCUAUCUCACAAGAAAAUGAGUUCUGAGAAGAAGAACUUGAAACAAACUGAAGAUAUGAAGGUAAAGACUAACAGCAAGAAGCAACCACAUCAUCUCAGCAGAGAACAUCAGAGGAGGAAACCAAAGCAGAGCUCUAGGGUCAAAAUACAUUCUCCAAGGAUGGUUGCUAAGGUUGAAAUUUGCAAAAUAAAGGCUCUGGAAGACAUGAAGAAAGCAAAACUAAAGAUGAAGAAAGAAAUGGAGGAAAUUGUGGAGGAAAUACCAGGAUUAGAGAGCUUUGCUGUGAUUAAGUCUUCAAUAGAUCCAAAGCAAGAUUUUAGAGAUUCAAUGAUUGAGAUGAUCAUGGAAAAUCAGAUUAUUGAGCCAGAAGAAAUGGAAGAUCUUUUGGCAUGUUAUCUGACAUUGAAUGCAGAUGAGUAUCAUGAUCUCAUCAUCAAAGUGUUCAGGCAGGUAUGGUUUGACAUGAGCCAAGGUAGUUUGAGUAUUAAACUAAAUAUGCAAUGUUGUUACUAUGAAUAA